AUGUGUGUUGAUUUUUGCCCUACUUCUCCAUCUCAGCGAAAACUACUGUCCGCCUUAGCCAGUCUCAACAUCCGCCCAACCAGCAACCUACGACACGCCAUCUCGCUACGGGCGACCGAGUUGACCGUCCAGUCGGAGCGUGCUUUCCAGAAGCAGCCUCACAUCUUCCAGAACUCGAAGACCAAGACCAAGUCCACCCGACCGGGCAAGGGUGGCCGACGAUGGUACAAGGACGUUGGUCUGGGUUUCCGAACCCCUAAGACCGCCAUUGAGGGCAGCUACAUCGACAAGAAGUGCCCCUUCACUGGUCUCGUCUCCAUCCGUGGCCGUAUCCUGACCGGCACCGUCGUUUCCACCAAGAUGCACCGAACCAUCAUCAUCCGCCGCGAGUACCUCCACUUCAUCCCUAAGUACUCUCGUUACGAGAAGCGCCACAAGAACGUUGCCGCCCACGUUUCUCCCGCUUUCCGUGUCCAGGAGGGUGACCAGGUCACCGUUGGCCAGUGCCGACCUCUCAGCAAGACUGUCCGCUUCAACGUCCUGCGUGUCCUGCCCCGAACCGGCAAGUCUGUUAAGAAGUUCUCUAAGUUUUAA
This is a messenger RNA of Fusarium coffeatum, 594 nucleotides long. RefSeq lists its product as uncharacterized. Gene Ontology annotation, molecular function: structural constituent of ribosome. Gene Ontology annotation, cellular component: cytosolic small ribosomal subunit; ribosome. NCBI's taxonomy places the organism in Eukaryota, Fungi, Ascomycota, Sordariomycetes, Hypocreales, Nectriaceae. Gene Ontology annotation, biological process: translation. Bases 1 to 594 code for a protein of 197 amino acids. The transcript is spliced from 4 exons. The record is from RefSeq and is a predicted model, not a curated record.